AAGUGGCAGGAAGCCGGGACCGGGCCGGGGGCCAACCGGGGGGAGGCAAGCACAGGACCGAGCCCGGCCGUGCGGAGCUGCGGCGGCGGUGGCAGGAGGCGGAGCCGGGGCAGCCUUCGCUGCUGCGGCCCCGGCGUGGGGGUGAGCCGUGGGCUAUAGGGCGCCCGUCCCGGGUCUCCCUUGCACUGCACCCCAGGGGCUGCAGCGGGCGAGGGUUCCCUGCUCGCCCGGCUGAGGCCGCCGGGUAGAUGACGUGGACCAGCAGCAUGAGCAGUGGUUACAGCAGCCUGGAGGAGGACACGGAGGACUUCUUCUUCACCGCCAGGACCUCCUUCUUCAGAAGACCUCCCCAGGGCAAGCUCCGCGCCGGCCAGCAAGAUGUUGAGAAAGAAAAGGAAAGCCACAAUUAUCUCAGCAAAGAGGAAAUCAAAGAGAAGGUUCACAACUACAAUUUAGCUGUUACGGACAAAUUGAAGAUGACCUUGAAUUCCAAUGGGAUUUACACUGGCUUUAUCAAAGUUCAGAUGGAAUUAUGCAAACCUGUCACUGCAUGGACUGCUCAGAACCCAGAAAAACAUGCUUCCUAUAAUAAUGGCUGCAUGAAUACACUUCACAUCAGCAGUACCAACACUGUCCGGGAAGUUAUCGAGGCCCUGCUCAAAAAGUUUCUAGUGUCUGAAAGCCCAGCCAAGUUUGCACUUUAUAAGCGUUGUCACAGGGAAGAUCAAGUUUACGCGUGCAAGCUCUCAGACCGAGAACACCCUCUUUAUCUGCGUUUGGUUGCAGGGCCGAGGACAGAAACCCUGAGCUUUGUUCUACGUGAGCACGAAAUCGGAGAGUGGGAAGCCUUCAGUCUUCCUGAGCUACAAAACUUCUUGCGGAUCCUGGACAAGGAAGAAGAUGAACAGCUGCAGAACCUUAAGCGGCGCUAUGCAACUUACAGACACAAACUUGAAGAAGCCCUCGAAGAAACAUGGAAGCUGGAUUAAGCAGCAGCCCUGGACCACUCAGGAAUAGUGCAGGCUACUUAAAAAAAAGACCAAAAAAAUUUAAAAAACAACAAACUCAGACGUAGCAUGCUCAGUACAGUGGACAAGACAGCAGCAGCAGGUGUACUCUUUGUUAAGUGAGCUGGUUUACAGUCUUAUGAUGACAGGGUACCUCUCCCCAAUUUUUAGAUUUUGUCCCAUUCGGCACCUGUCACCUAUUACCUGUUUAAGGGACCUGCAAGCUCGUCAUGUUAUGAUACCACCCCAGAAUCCUCUGUCAGUGGGUGGUAUCACCCUUCGGCAGGCUGUGAAUCUGUGGUAGAUACCUAGCAGCAUGCUAGGAUGCUUUAAAAUAUGAAGGAUAGGGUGUGGUUUUACCUCUACCUUUUUUUAAAAAUGAUUUUAUGGCUUUUAGCUGAAGAAUUUAAAGAUUGGUUAUUUUUUUAAAGACUAAAAGAAAAAUCCAAUCUGAACAGUUUUAAGCAUCAAACUAUACUGUUUUUCCUAUUGUUAAACAGUUUAUAUUUUUGCAUGAAAACAGCCAUGUACAAUGGAAGGUAUAAGGAAGCUAGGAACUUUUGAAAAAAUUUUGAAGGGUUUUUAAUGGAGUAGGCCUAAAGAAAGAAAAGAGUAAGUCAGAAAGAAGGCAUGAGAAGAGAUGGGGAUCUUUUGGUGGCCAGUGAUGGAAGUAUGAAUAGUUUACUUAUGAUGGAUAAGAGGAAUGUGGAAUUUGCUUGUAACUCGCUUUUAAAACAAUAUAGUUUUAAGGUGUAGGAUGUUAAAUGUAUGGGAUGACUUGAUUUCUUGGGGGGGUGGGAUUUGGGAUAGCAGCUAAAGCAAAGGAGCUAAGAAAAAGCUGGGUCACUCCUGAGGCUGCUAUGAAAACUGAGGGUGGGCCUUAUAAAGCUGGGCCUUUGUCUAAGCAGAGCAGUACCCUCAGGUAAUGUGGGAUAUGCCACUUACUACCACUACCUGCAUAAAUUCACUUGGCGUGGACUGGUUGGUCUGUUUGGUGCGAUAGCUAUAAGGAAGCAAAUGGACCUGAACCAAGAGAAGCACAGACCAGUUUCCAGGGAAUCGUGAACCCUUUGGUGAUGCCUAAUGCUGUCCCCUUAGCAUUUUAGAAACUGUUGUCAUUGUGUGGCUUCUGUCACGUGAGGUUGUUUCCUGGGAAGGUCUGCCUUUGUCCUUAGCAGAAAAGACUAGAGGAAAUGAGCUGUUUCACCUGGUAUUUCACAAAAAAAGGAACAGUCAGGUCAGAAGCUGCAUCUGAUUCUAAUUUUCUAGGCUUAGAGGACUGAAGUCCUCAAAGCCCUGUGGAGCAUCUGUAGUCACUUCUCUACUUUCUCGGUCCUUCCUCCCUCCCUCCCUACCUCCCUCUGUUCUUCCUUUCCCUCUCUUCUUUGGAGUCAAUACUGAACCAGGAUGUGUUAUAUUGCCAAGUUCUCCCCACCCAAAACUGCUUGGCCCCCGGCAGAAUCAAAGCAUGUCAGGGGAAAAGGAGGGGAAAGAGUUUAUAUUUGACUGUUAAUAUAACUGGUAUUUGUUUAAACAACAGAUGCUUGUUCCAACCAACCAAAGAGAUGGAUGGGCGUGCAAUAGAAGCCUUCCUCAAAUCAGGUUCAAAUAACUCCUCGCUCUUGAGUGUCCCUAGCAUAAAUGGUUUAUUCCAGUGGAAACAGGAACAAAAUAAAAUAAAAUUUACCGAAGUUCAAGGGGGCCUGUGCCGCCCAUUUUUACAAUAGACAUUUAUUAUAAAUUCCCAAGGAAUUGUUAACACAUUAGUGACACCUAAUGGCUUCUUUGCGAAACUCCAAGGUGGUUCAGCCGUGUGCCUCUUAUUCUGCAAACUGUGCCUUGUUGCUUCUCAUUCAUUCAUUUCCAGAUUUUUCAGGCUAACUUGACGAAGCACAAUCAUUGUGUCCUAACCGUUUGUGGGUUAUGCAGUACUACACAAGUGACUGAGACAAUCAUAUCUUCCGAAACUGUUAAGGAAGACUUGGUUUUGUUUUUUUUUUUUUAAGUAGAACGAUAUUAAAAUAUGUUUGCCAUAGGGGCGGCUAGGUGGCGCAGUGGAUAGAGCACCGGCCCUGGAUUCAGGAGGACCUGAGUUCAAAUUCGGCCUCAGACACUUAACACUAGCUGUGUGACCCUGGGCAAGUCACUUAACCCCAAUUGCCUCACUAAAAAAAAAAAAUGUUUGCCACAUCACGUCUGUUUAGUUUGCAUGAAACUGUGUAGUGCAUGUAUGAGGUUUUAAGUGACAUUAUCAACGGACACUUUACUGUAAAGUUCAGGGAAUGCUGUUAUGAUUAUUAAUAUUUUUUUUUAUUAUUAUUCAGACCACAGCCUGGGUUUGAGUAUUCUCUUAGCAACCACCACCUGAGUUUGGACUAACCUGUCCCAGUUCGAUCAGAAGUUUAUAUUUUGUGAAGCUUCGCCUUUUCCUGUAUGAAUGCUCUUAGGAUCUAACAGUGGUAGCCGAUGGGUAUCUGUGAAUUAUCUUUUUUUUUUUUUUACUUGAAGUAGGUUGUCUGUAAAAUAGCAUCCUUGUUGUAUAUUAUCCAGAAACCUCAGUUGUUGUCUUAUAUGCACUACAAGGCAUGAUUUGGAAAACUUACUCUACUGAAAUUUGCAGGUCUUGAAAGACUGAUUUUGUUUGUGACCCCGUCCCCCGCUUUCCCCCCAACACUGGUUACUGCAGCAGCUUUUAAAUGUUUUUUAAAAAAAUAAUUUUUUUUUUUUUAGAAAAGGUCAGGUCUAGCCAAAGAAAUGUUUUACAAAUUACUAUAUUAAAUGACCUAAGCUUUGCUGUAGUGUUGUUGAUAUUCAGUGUGUGAUGGUACAGGAAGGAGGUUGAAAUGAGGUGGUGGUAAUGCAGGGAAGCAUUUUAAAUUGUAAAAGUAAAAAAGUUUUUUUUUUAAAGUUAUACUAUUUAUAAUUUUGACAAGUUUAAUUUUAUUUUUAUAGGGAAAAAUACUUUCCCCUUAAAAUUGUUUCUGAAAUGGCAAAUUGUUGUUCUACUUAUUAAAGUUGCAGUUGUUGUUUG
Messenger RNA from Dromiciops gliroides (monito del monte), 4038 nucleotides. RefSeq names its product Ras association domain family member 3 (gene RASSF3). The transcript has 5 exons. Bases 249 to 989 code for a protein of 246 amino acids. Gene Ontology annotation, biological process: signal transduction. The record is from RefSeq and is a predicted model, not a curated record. Gene Ontology annotation, cellular component: cytoplasm. Lineage: Eukaryota; Metazoa; Chordata; Mammalia; Microbiotheria; Microbiotheriidae.